UAAACAAAGAAAGGGGUUAACGGAUACCCCCCCGAUUUGGAAAUGUGCGGAGACUCAACCCACCAGCGGCAAGUGGGCGGAGACUCCAACUGGCAAAGCGUUGAACACAGCAGGGGACUGAAGAACAAACUUGUUGGGUAGGGGUAAACUAUUCUCGUGAGCUGGAAUUCUAUUCUACGUUUAGGCCAAACUUGUACCUACAUUUCAUUUUUAUCAAGGGAAUUGUUACACACCAAAUAAGGGGUUAUAACGGAUGGGAAAAUAUUGGAAAACAAGAACCAAGGCUGUCGGCUAUGGGUGAACUACGGACAACAUGAUAGGCCGGCUCUGCAUAACUAUUUGCAAAAAUCACAGCUCUUGACUCGGAACCCAGUAUUUAAAAAAUAUUGUUUUGUUUCUGUUAUGUGGAAUACUUCUGAGGGACAAUGAAUUGCAAUGUUUGUUUAGAGGCCGCGUAACAUUAUCGGGCCAAUUCGCUUUGCUGGAGUUUAAAUGUGACAAAGACUUGUUCACUACUCUGCACCGACGGAGAGGACAGAACGUGGAUCUAUCGAAAGGUUCGACUGUAGACUUUAGUGCCACAAACGUUCCAGAAAACUUAUCGAAACGAGACUUUUGAAUAACGGUCCAAUACGAGGAAAUUAUGUGGAACCCGUGGCAGUUGUUGUACCGUACAGCUCUUGGCUGCAUGAUUCUGGAAAUAUUUAUUCACAAUGUUGCACAAGGCCUGAAUGUGUGUAUGAGUGGCAGCGCUAUGUCUUGUGAAGAAUGCCUCAUCAUCCAUCCAAGCUGUGCCUGGUGUGCGCAAGAGUUUGGCAGUGCGAGGACCCUGAUGUCGCGGUGUGACCUGCGUCAGAACCUGCAGAAGAGGGGCUGUGAAGCCCAUCAUAUGGAGAGUCCCAGUAGCAGCACCACGGUAGUGAAGAGCGAACCCCUCAGCUCCAAAGGCUCUGGGCCUACCCAGUAUGAUGUCAUCCAGAUCAUGCCCCAGAAGAUCUCCCUCAGUCUCCGACCAGGUGACCAGACAUCAUUCAAAGUGCAGGUGCGUCAAGUGGAGGACUACCCAGUGGACCUGUACUACCUGAUGGACCUGUCUCUGUCCAUGAAGGAUGACCUGGACACCAUCAGGAACCUGGGCACCAAACUGGCCGAUGAGAUGAGGAAACUCACCAGCAACUUCAGACUGGGCUUCGGAUCCUUUGUCGACAAGAACAUGUCCCCCUUCUCCUACACGGCCCGCAAGUACCAGGACAACCCCUGCAAUGGAUACAAACUGUUCCCCAGCUGUGUCCCCUCCUUCGGGUUCCGCCACCUCCUCUCCUUGACUGACAAAGUGGAUCGCUUCAACGAGGAAGUACAGAAACAGAUGGUGUCUCGCAACAGGGACGCUCCGGAGGGAGGCUUCGAUGCCAUCCUGCAGGCUGCCGUCUGUAAGGAGAGGAUAGGCUGGAGGAAGGAGGCCUUCCACCUGCUGGUGUUUGCCACAGACGAUGUACCUCACCUGGCCUUGGACGGUAAGCUGGGAGGGCUGGUCCAGCCCCAUGAUGGGGAGUGCCACAUGAAUGAGAAGAAUGAGUACAGUGGCUCCACCAACAUGGACUACCCCUCUCUGGCUCUACUGGGAGAGAAGCUGGCUGCAAACAACAUCUAUCUCAUCUUCGCUGUGACAAAAAGGCUGUAUGUCAUUUACAAGAAUUUCACAGCACUGAUACCUGGAACCACAGUGGAGAUUCUGGAUCAGGACUCCAAGAACAUCAUACAACUCAUCGUUAACGCCUACAAUAGCAUCCGGUCCAAGGUGGAGCUGAUCGUGUGGGAUCAACCUGAAGACCUCAGUCUGUCCUUCACUGCCACCUGUCAGGACGGACAGCCUCUCCCAGGCCUCAGGAAGUGUGCCGACCUCAAGAUUGGAGACACGGUGUCCUUCAACGUGAGUAUAGACGCCAGAGGCUGCCCCGCCCCAGGUACCCAGCAGGGUUUCACCAUCAAGCCUGUGGGCUUCAAGGAUCAUCUGGAGGUGUCUGUGGACUACCGCUGUGCCUGUGGCUGCACCGACCAGACCCAGGCUAACAGUACCCACUGCAGCUCCAUUGGACAGUACACCUGUGGUAUCUGCCGCUGUGACCCGGGCUACCUGGGUGCCCGCUGUGAGUGCCAGGAGGGUGAGGCUGGCAGCAUGUACCUGAGCGCCUGCAGGCAGGCUGAGGGGAUGCAGAUAUGUGGUGGGAGAGGGGAGUGCAGCUGUAACCAGUGCCUCUGCUAUGAGUCAGAGUUCGGGAAGAUCUACGGGACCUUCUGCGAGUGUGACGACUUCUCCUGCGCUCGACACAAGGGCAUCCUCUGCUCGGGUCACGGAGAGUGCCACUGUGGAGAGUGUAAGUGCCAUGCGGGCUAUAUCGGGGACAACUGUAACUGUUCCACUGACACCUCAUCCUGUGUGUCUGAUGACGGGCAGAUCUGCAGCGGGCGGGGCAGCUGUGCCUGUGGGCGCUGCCAGUGCACUGAACCAGGGGCCUUCGGGGACACCUGCGAAAAAUGCCCCACCUGCCCUGAUGCCUGUGGCACCAAGAGGGAAUGCAUCGAAUGCCGGCUUUUCAGCUCUGGAAGACUGUCCGACAACCAGACCUGCCAGCGGCUAUGCAAGGAUGAGAUCAUCACUGUGGAAACGCUUAAAACAGACGACCCCAACGCUGUCCUCUGCCUGUACAAGACGGAGAACGAAUGUGUGAUGAAGUUCACGUACUCUGAACACGCCAACGGCAUGUCAGUCCUCACAGCUCUCAAAGAGCCAGAGUGUGGCGCAGCGCCGGACGCCAUGACGGUCCUCCUGGCGGUGGUGGGCAGUAUCCUACUGGUGGGCAUCGUGCUGCUAGCCAUCUGGAAGCUGGUCAUCACCGUGCACGACCGCAGAGAGUUUGCCCGCUUCCAAAGCGCACGCUCCCGCGCACGAUAUGAGAUGGCCUCCAACCCCCUGUACAAGCAGCCCAUCUCCAACGACUAUGUGGAAACCGAUUUCAGUAUGUACAGCAAGUCUUACAACGGAGCAGCCCACUGACCUCCUCCACACGGGGUGUUGUUGUGGCGGGGGGCACGGCAGGACCGGUCCAAGUAGAGAACCAAGAGGGCUGGGAAAUGAAAAAAUAAACUCAACCAUCUAUCUGAUCUGCCGAAGACUUAUGACGAACUGAAACAGAAGUGAAACUAGUAGUCUGGAUUGUUUCUGGGGAACCUGUGGCCUUUUUUUCUCUCCCUGACUGAGAAGGGAAAAUACCCACUGCCAUGACGUGAUGAGAUGUGACUGAAAGCUCUGGUCGGCCCUGUGUGCUUUACUGGGCUCUGGUCGGCCCUGUGUGCUUUACUGGGCUCUGGUCUGCCCUGUGUGCUUUACUGGGGUCUUGUCUGAUCUGUGUGAUUUACUGAUGUCAGUAGAAUUCAGCCCAGAGGACGAGCAGCAACAUUCAUGGACUCUUGAUCUGGAAUUUGUUUAAAGAGGACAGAGAUAAUAUGUGCUCCUCCGAGUCUUUUCUCCAACUAACAAGCAGAUGUUAUAUAAACAAAAUGGACUUCGUAGACAGAACAAUGAAACCAUGUCUUUCACUGACAAUUUGAGUGAAUUUACCAACUUUAUAGUACAUAAACCAUAACCCCUCCUUCACAUAAGCAGCAAUAUAUAUAUAUAUGCAUAGUCAAAUUCAAUUCUGUACAGACAGGCACACAAGGCAUCAAGUUGUAUUUUGUUUUUUUUACUCUGAAAAAUGCCUUUCCUGACAGUCAACUAUGCAUCCUUCUUCAUAACAAGUGGAAAUAUUCAAAAUUGUAACGUUACAUCAGCAGGGGUCGUUCAGGUUCAUGACAUAAAAAGAGCACAUCUUUUUGGGUGACGAUGACGUUGACAUCAUGGUACUAAACAUUAAAAGAGCACUAGUUUUCUUACCCUUGUUUUACACGACAGAUGAGGAUGUUAUUAGGAGAGUCUCAUAAAGUGACUAAGAAUCUCUCUAUUCUCAUUGUGUUGUUGUUACACGCCAUUUGCACUCUAGUCUUGAUCUGUUUAGUUAGCCUGGACCCAGAUCUGUGCUGUAUCCAACCCCUAUGGUCAUUGUCAUUGCCAAACAAAUAGAUACAUUUGGAUACAUCACUAAGAGAUCUGGCCCCAGGCUACUAUUAAGUAUGGCUGCAAUAACCCCUGCUGUCAUGCUGUGAGGGUGUGUGGGUGGAGAGGCUGGGAAGGCCUCUAAGCUGUGUUGACAUGAGACAUAACUCUCCCUCACCCAUUCCCACAGGAAGAGGCAGGACUUUAACAUGGCACUGGAGUAAUGAAAGUGCUUCAGUAUGAGUUGGGAGGGUUAACUCCUCGUCAAAUGUGUUCUGUGACCUUUUUUGUGAUGGUGUGUGUGUGUGUGCGAGACAGACAGACAAAGGGCGGAGAGAAGGAGUGUGUGCGUGCCAGCGUGAGAGUGUUUGAGACAAGGGGGGGAGAAAGAGUGUUUGAGACAGAGAGAGAGAGCAUUUGAGACGGGGAGAGAGAGUGAGUUUGAGACGGGGAGAGCGAGAAAAAGAGAGGGAGAGAGAGAGAGUGUGUUUUGGAGAGGGACCGAGUGUUUUUGAGACAAAGGGAGAGAGAGAGAGGGUGUAUUUGAGACAAAGGAAGAGAGAGUGUGUGUGUGUUUGAGACAAAGGAAGAGUGUGUGUGUGUGUUUGAGACAAAGGGAGAGCGAGAGUGUUUGAGACAGAGAGAGAGAGGGUGUGUUUGAGACAAAGGGAGAGAGUGUGUGGGUUUGAGACAAAGAGAGAGAGGGUGUGUUUGAGACAAAGGGAGAGAGAAAGAGAGGGUGUGUUUGAGACAAAGGGAGAGAGAAAGAGUGUGUGUGAGACAAAGGGAGAGAGAGCGUGUGGAUGCGCCAAAUGUAAUAAGAGUCACAUAAUAACUGUCUCACAAUUGCGUUGUGCUUACUUGUGUCUUGGCACCCUGUGGGGAGGUGCAUUAGCCCAGACCUUUGUGAGUUCAACAGUAAAAUGUACAUUCUCCAGCAUCCUUCCUGUACAGCAUUGAUAAUUCACCAAUAGAGACCAGUAGAUUUACAACACUACUACAUGCACACUUCAUUCUGCACACAGAGCAGGAAUACAGAAAACAGCAAUAAAUGGAUGA
Oncorhynchus mykiss (rainbow trout) is the source of this 5152-nucleotide messenger RNA. RefSeq names its product integrin beta-5. Lineage: Eukaryota; Metazoa; Chordata; Actinopteri; Salmoniformes; Salmonidae. Gene Ontology annotation, biological process: integrin-mediated signaling pathway; cell-cell adhesion; stress fiber assembly. Gene Ontology annotation, molecular function: integrin binding. Gene Ontology annotation, cellular component: focal adhesion; cell surface; integrin complex. The record is from RefSeq and is a predicted model, not a curated record.